GAACGAUUAAAAGGAGCGACAGGGGGUACCACCUAUCUCGCCAAGAAAUUACGGAGUCCGGUACCUACUCCAAGGAAGAUAAAAAGACUAAGAACUGCUUCUCCACAAAAGCCAACAACUUCAUCUACUGACCCAGCAAGCCACACUGUUCAACCAACACAAACUUUUUCAACAAAAACCAAACCCAAAUCAGUACCGUUGACCCGAAUCGAAGCAGAUGUCCAAAAGGCCCUUGGCUACAUUCGCCGUCGUCAGUACAGCAGAGGGCUUUCUGCAUUGAUGGCAGCACGUGUAGGAUUUAAGAAUGCCGUGAACAGCAUGAUCCAACAAACUGUGCGAAAGGAAGUAUCCAGACUAUGUCAAAAUGCACAAUCAAUAUUCAAGGGAGGUAAAUCCUUGGAGGAGAUGAAAAACUUUUCAUGGGAAACAAGGUACCAGGAAGGGGUGAAAGAAUGUCCAAUGCUGACGAACGUGUUAAUUGGUGCAACUACAACAAAAAACAGUAGUAAUUAUCUUGGACUGGCAUCAAAUCCAUCUACAUCUGCCAAACCAACCAUAGGGACCCUCCUGGCAAUCAUACUGUAUCAAAGGAAGCCACGUAUAAUGUAUGAUCUCCAGGAACUGAAUUCAAUACAGAUGUGGCUUGCAGGCUGCAAGAGAGAGAUGUUCAGCAGAUUCGAGCAUCUAGGUCUGGCAACUGGAAUUAAGGGAACCAGGCAUUCACUAGACAGGGUGCGGAAAGAGUAUGACUGUGCAGUUUUUGAGUGGAAGAGAACAGUUACAGAUUAUCUGUUGCUUCCAUCAGAAACAUCUGCUUCUGACACCAUCCCAUAUGCAACAGGAGGGGACGAUUCAGAUUCGUUACCAUCCAUAGAAUCCAUUCUUGAUCAGGAACAUACAAGUCCAACUGAAAUGCAAGUGUCUACUCAGCUGUCACCACAACCAUCUGACUCGCCACAAGAAUCUGACCACGACAACGGAAGUUCUCUGUCACAACAACAAGAAACAGAUGAAAGCACAACAAAAACGAGCAAAAUUGAACAUGAAGGUAGAUUUGGAUUUUCAUUGUGCUUUGACAAUGUCAACCAAAAAACCACAGUUAGACACCAGACACGAGAUAAAAGAAACAAGAUAUUUAACAUGGUCCAAGCGUAUGCAGCGCGUGACAGGAUACCAACAACACAUUUAUCAGAUGCCUGGCCAACACCACAGGACAUUCUCAAAAUUCCCCUUGAAAGGUAUCUCCCUUCGGAAAUGGACGAGGUUGAUCUCCGGUUUGAAAUGACGAUUGUUGUGAUCAGGGUACUAUGCGACCAUAUCCCGGCUUUUAAGCGCUUGUCAGGGGACAUCAACUGGCACAUGCAACACAGAUACUCGAAAGAGUCAUCUUCGAAAAGCAAUCUUGUGCCUCUUGGUGUACUUGACAAAGAUGAAAGUCAGGUGUCUGAUACCAUAGACAUCAUGGAUGAAUACCAUAAAUAUGUUCCUGUGACACCAAAUGGAGAUCCGAUGACAGUUAUCCUGCAUGCAGAUGGACUAAGUGUCGAAAGGGGAAAUAAUGCACAGUGUGCGCGUAUCAACGCAAAUUCUCCGUGGCAACAGUUGCAGGGAUUGACCAUGAAUAUUCAAGAAUGGCACAAAAGAUGUCUCUUACUUCAGGAUAUUUAUGAUGAGCUCUACUCCGGAUCCAGUGGAAGAGAAAAGGGGACACUCUAUCAGCUCAAAAACUACUUCAACCACAGGGGUGUUACCACAAACAUCAAGGAGUCAUUCAACCACAGCGAAGAAUUCCUGGACUUCUGCACCAAUGGUUAUUUGGUUUUGGCAGCCAUGCAUUUCAUGUCUACAUCAGAUAUUGAAGAAAAACCACAGGAUUUCCCAUCAAAGACAGAAGAAGAGGUCCAUUUCCUCAACAAAAUAGCUGGGAAAAUUGUUGACAUGGUUUUCUUGUCCAGCCAGCCAACAGUAAAGAAAAUUGUCUUCUCAAAUGGGGAAGACAGUGAUGAAUGUCCUUCAGAGUACUGUGUAUGCCGGACAGAAAAACCAGGCCUUACAAUGGUUUUUUGUGACAAUAAGGCCUGUCCGAAUGGUAUUUGGUUUCACCUUGAAUGUCUGGACAUGGAAGAGACAGAUGUACCAGAAGGGAAAUGGUGGUGUACCGACGAGUGUAGGAACUCUAAACCAAGUUUAAAAAAAAGAAGAAAAACCGUGGCUGGUAGUUUACAGGACAACAAAAGGAACUACGCAAUAAAAGUCCUGUGGCAUGGAUUGAAUCAAAAAAUUAAAAGAGAUGCUAUUCGCGAAAAUGAUGGGAGCAGAAUCAUCCGCCACUGGAAAUUCGACUUGUUAGGCUUCUACGAGAAUCAUCACCCGAAAUACUUCUUGGUUUGCCAUCAACUUCUUUCUGCUAUUAAUGGAGCAGUUUCACCACGCCUACAGCAGACACUAAUUUGGAACAGAACGGUGAAUCCAAAUGGAGGACUGGGGAAGAAUAUGGAAAUGGACUUACAAAUGGAGCAUUACAACAAGCAAUAUAAAGAGAGUGUCAAAGAUGCAGCUGGCCAAUUGACACAAGAUACAAUUGCCAGACACAGCCAAAUGGUCGGUAUUGGAAAAUUGAUACGACAAGUAUAUGAAAAGCAGGUCUCUGGAGGUCGCAAAAGUGGUGUCCAAUCCAAGAGUGAUAUACACAGGGACAGUGACAUCAAAGAGUUUGUAGUGAUGAUGAAAGAUGAGAAGGUCUUUUCAACUCUUCCUGGAAGAAAUCACCCAAGUUUCCCAGAUAUAACAUUAAACUUGUACCCCAAAACACAACCAAAACCUUUCAAAGCCAGAUUGGUGAGAUUGCGCAAAGAAAUGUCAAUGAAAAGGGACAUAACUCUUCAAAUGCAAAGGAACUAAAUAAACUGUGAACAAUCUGGUCUGGCAUUGCAUUUAUUGGAAUUAAACACUAAAUAAGUUAU
Molecule: messenger RNA, 2963 nt
Organism: Dreissena polymorpha
Lineage: Eukaryota; Metazoa; Mollusca; Bivalvia; Myida; Dreissenidae
Exons: 9
Coding region: 280-2901 (873 amino acids)
Source: RefSeq, a predicted model, not a curated record